Molecule: messenger RNA, 762 nt
Organism: Linum tenue
Lineage: Eukaryota; Viridiplantae; Streptophyta; Magnoliopsida; Malpighiales; Linaceae
Source: the annotation of a GenBank genome assembly
CCCGGUGGGCCGGGGGAAAAAAGCCUAUUUAUGUAACCAUCGGGGUAACGGCAGCAGAAUAAUUGGAGAAAUCGAAGGAAAGGAGUGCGUAGUGGUAGGCGAUUAGUGCUCGCUCUCGGCUCUCUCACUGCGCGAUCGAUCGCUCUGCUCCAAUUCCUCGCCGGUCUCUUCUUAAUUACCGAUAGUUUUUGUUUUGAAAAGUACGGACGGGGAUCCCGUCCGUAAGUCUGUGAUUGGAUUUCACGCCGCCGUCCAAAGAGAAUGGACCCGGCGGAGAAGAGAACUUGGACGCUGAAGCAACUGGGGCGACAACUGGGCGAGAUCGAGACGGAAAGUCAGGCCAGGAUCGACGCAGCUUUUGCGCCACUGCAGCAAACCGAGAAUACCAUGCGACUUAUCUUUGAGGGCUACAUGGCCAACCGUGACUCCUUCCCAGUCGAGUCCCAAGAUGACUUCGACAUUGUCUUCAUACUCCACGGUCAAGGCUUGCGGUUCAAGGUUAGGCUCUAUCGAGAGCAUCUAGGAGAUGCUCUCUUCAGCGAAUUCCAGAGAGCACUGACCAGAUUGGGAGACAUAGAGUUUGAGACUGAUGAGUCGACCUGCCCCUGUGCCAGCAAUUUGACCAUCACCUGAGCAUCUCCGAUGAUGCUAGCUGCAUAUGCCACAUAUAUGAAUAAUUUCUACGAUAUGAACCUAUCAUUUUUUUCUCGAUUUGUAGUGAUUUUGAGAAUUUUUACAUUUCAUUAAUAAAACUUUAUGAUG